AUGAGGGUGGCUCGUCCUGAGCACCCCCCGUUCCCCGCAGAGCUGCAGGGUGGGAGCUCCACCAGCGCCAGGGAAGAGGAGCCCGACAGCGGGACCCCCGCCCCCACUGGGGCUGCCCCGGCUGCAGGGCUGAGGGGUCCCGGCCCCCCAGGCAGCUGCGCCAGCCGCCGCCGGGACCGGGAGGGGCAACAGUCGGGGCUGGGGGGGCCCGGGAGUGAGAACCAGCCCGGUGCCUGUGGGGACCGUUCCGGGUGCUGGGGAGGCGAGAGCGUGACGGUGUGGUGCGAGGCGGUGAGCAGCCUCCCCGAGCUCACGCUGCUCUACUGGCUGGGGAACGGCUCCUUCGUGGAGAAGCUGCACCCGGACGGGGCCGUGCACGAGGGGACGGUGCUAGAGGAGCCGCGGGGCUCACGGGUGGCCCUGCGCCGUGACCUGCACAUCGACUGCUUCGGCAUCCAGCACCUGCACACCAACUUCACCUGCGUGGUGCUCAGCCCUCUCGGUGUCAACACCAGGGAGGUGCGGUGGCUGCACCCGGCACCGGCACGGGCCCCUGUGGAGAGCGGGGGGCUGGGCUGAGACCGGGGAGCAAAUCGAGACGGGUGAGCAUCCUGCAGUCCGGGUCCCCGCUCCCACGACCCUGCUCCACUGCAUGGAGAUGUGACACCUCCACAGAGGCCUGUCUCCGGGCCCCGCCGUGGGAUCCGCAUGGCCCCACGUCUGCCGGCCCCACUGUGCUAGGGGGGUCUCCCGGCGCCCCUCACCAAGGCAGGAGCGCUGCCCGGGCCGGCCCCAGGACCUGCCCGCAGCCGGCUGUGGGACCCCAGGGUUUAUUAAAGCACAUCAAGGCUG
Molecule: messenger RNA, 852 nt
Organism: Grus americana (Whooping crane)
Lineage: Eukaryota; Metazoa; Chordata; Aves; Gruiformes; Gruidae
Product: cuticle collagen 13-like
Exons: 4
Coding region: 1-579 (192 amino acids)
Molecular function (GO): interleukin-18 binding
Source: RefSeq, a predicted model, not a curated record